Gamsiella multidivaricata is the source of this 1554-nucleotide messenger RNA. Its product is annotated as aldehyde dehydrogenase. Gene Ontology annotation, molecular function: aldehyde dehydrogenase (NAD+) activity. The record is from RefSeq and is a predicted model, not a curated record. The coding region runs from base 1 to 1554 and encodes 517 amino acids. Lineage: Eukaryota; Fungi; Mortierellomycota; Mortierellomycetes; Mortierellales; Mortierellaceae. The transcript is spliced from 3 exons.
AUGGCCGUCCUCAACUACUCUUCGUCCUCCAAAAUCAACCCCAAAUACAAGGCUAUCUUUGAUCAGCUCGAUCUCCAGUUCGACAACAAGGGUGUCUUCAACGGCACCUGGGGUGGAUCCGGUCCCAUCGUUGAGUCCGUCAGCCCAGCAGAUGGAUCCGUCAUCGGACGUGUUCAAACCGGUUCGCCCCAAGAUCUCAACGAAACAUUGAAGAAGAUGGAGGAGAUCAAGGUCAUGUGGCGCGAGACUCCUGCCCCCAAGCGUGGAGAGAUCGUUCGUCAGAUGCGUGAUGCCCUCAACGAGAAGUUGGAACCCCUCGGUGCGCUGGUUUCGUUGGAGAUGGGCAAGAUCUUGCCUGAGGGUAAGGGCGAGGUCCAGGAGUACAUCGACAUCUGCGACUUUGCUCUCGGUCUCGGUCGCACCUUGAACGGUCAGGUCGUCCCCAGUGAACGUCCCGGACACUUCAUGAUUGAGCAGUGGAAUCCCAUCGGAACUGUCGGUGUCAUCUCUGCCUUCAACUUCCCCGUGGCCGUCUAUGGAUGGAACUCGGCCAUUGCUCUUGUUUGCGGUAACCCCGUCGUCUGGAAGGGCGCACCCACCACCAACCUGUCCUCCAUCGCUGUUACCAAGAUCCUGGAGAAGGUUCUCGUCAAGAACGGUCUCCCCGGUGCCCUCUGCUCCCUAGUUGCCGGAGGUGCCGAUGUCGGCCAGGCCAUGGUCGAGGAUGACCGCGUUAAGCUGCUGUCCUUCACCGGCUCCACUGCCGUCGGUCGCAAGGUCGGCGAGACUGUCGCCAAGCGCUUCGGAAAAUCCCUCCUCGAGUUGGGUGGCAACAACGCCAUUGUAGUCAUGGACGAUGCUGAUCUCGACUUGGCCCUGCGCUCCGUCUUAUUUGCCGCCGUUGGCACUGCAGGCCAGCGCUGUACUACCACCCGCCGCUUGCUCUUGCACGAGAAGAUCCAUGACGAGUUCAUCGAGAAGUUGGUCAAGGCAUACCAAUCCAUUCGUAUCGGCGAUCCCCUCGAGGCCGGUACUUUGUGCGGACCACUCCAUACCAAGGCUGCCGUUGACCUUUACAGGAAGGGUAUCGAGGCUGUCAAGUCCCAGGGCGGCAAGAUCCUCACUGGUGGCAAGGUCCUCGAAGACCGUCCCGGCAACUUUGUCGUGCCCACUAUCACUAGCAUCUCUCCCGAUUCUGAUGUUGUCAAGAACGAGAUCUUUGUGCCCAUCCUCCACACCAUGAAGGUCAAGGACUUGGACCAUGCUAUCCAGAUCAACAACUCUGUCAAGCAAGGUCUUUCGUCCUCGCUCUUCACCCGCAACCCCGCCCAUCUCUUCAAGUGGGUCGGACCCUCUGGAUCGGACUGUGGUAUUGCCAACAUAAACCUGCCCUCAAGCGGUGCCGAGAUUGGUUGCGCCUUUGGAGGCGAGAAGGAGACCGGUGGUGGACGCGAGUCUGGAUCGGAUGCUUGGAAGCAGUACAUGCGUCGCAGCACCUGUGUCAUCAACUACUCUGGCGAGCUUCCUCUUGCCCAGGGCAUCAAGUUUGAGUAA